This is a messenger RNA of Dentiscutata heterogama, 240 nucleotides long. Lineage: Eukaryota; Fungi; Glomeromycota; Glomeromycetes; Diversisporales; Gigasporaceae. The record is from the annotation of a GenBank genome assembly.
AUGAACAACAGCUAUUGCUAUUCUCACAACAAGACUCCAUAUGAGCUAGUAUAUGGCAAUAAGUCUCGCAGAAAUUGCACAUUAAUUGCUGAAUUAUUUUUAAAAAAUAUUCGGGAUGAAGAAGACAUAUCUGAAAUGAUUGAGAUAGAAAAUUCUGAUGAUAUUGAAAGCUUAGAUAAUGAUCUUGAAGAUGUCGACGAUACUAGAGACAACAAUACUUCGAAUACAUCACCUAAAAGU